AUGGCAUUCGGAAGAAAACGAGGUACCACCACUACCACCACCACUACCGAGACUGGUACAAGGACGAGGAGAAGAUCACCUCUCAUACUUGGACUUGCCGCCUCUGCUGUAUUGAUCGCCACGCUCUUCUUCUGGCUUUCAGCAUUCUCUGUACCCUGCAUUGAUUCGAUCCACUAUGUCCGCACGAGAGAGAACGAUGUCAAGUUCGGUAAUUUCGGUUGGUGUGCCGGGGCACCCUUGAAUGGGUUGGUAGCUGGAAAAGCAUGUCAUCAACAUGUAGGAUACAACUUCCGACCUUGGAUCCCAGGUGGUAAAUCCGCUACCGGAGCUCUCAUCCUGGUAGCUCUCACAGCUGGGUUCGGAUCUCUUGCAUUCUUAUCGUUACUUCAUUCAGUCAUCAAUAUCGCUUCUGGAGCUGCAAGCUUUGGUUUGACUCUCUUCACUACCCUCCUCGCUACCAUCUCAUUCUUCCUCAUCACCAUCAUCUUCGGUACAGCCCACCGUCGAUUCAACAACGAUAACCUCGAUGCUCACUAUGGCGCUGCGUUCGUCCUAGUCAUCCUGGGAUGGUUGAUUUACCUGUUCUUGGCUAUCCCUUUGGUAUUUUUGGGAUGGUUCAAGCAGAGAAGACAUCAUACCACAACUGCUCAUAUCAGGGGAGAUACCAACCAUACUACCAACGUCACCAUUCGAGCGUGA
Kwoniella botswanensis is the source of this 699-nucleotide messenger RNA. RefSeq lists its product as uncharacterized. The transcript is spliced from 5 exons. The coding region runs from base 1 to 699 and encodes 232 amino acids. The record is from RefSeq and is a predicted model, not a curated record. NCBI's taxonomy places the organism in Eukaryota, Fungi, Basidiomycota, Tremellomycetes, Tremellales, Cryptococcaceae.